AUACCUUUAGGAGGAUGAGCAGUGGCAGUCCCCGUUGAUCCCUGCUGCUGCCAGUGUGGGAGAGAGCUGGGCUCUAGCAAUCAUGAGGGUCCUGAAUGCAUUCGUGGUGACGGCGGCGUUGCUGUGUGGUGCUCUUGCUGAACCUGCCCCCGGUUGGCAUGGCAGCGGCACUGGCAGUUAUGGUGGAGGUGGAGGCCACGGCGGUGGAGGCCAUGGUGGCGGAGGCCAUGGUGGCGGAGGCCACGGCGGUGGCGGUGGCGGCUACGGAGGUAUACGUCAAGGACCCAGUAUUGUCCGUGCCCAGCUCGUUGGACACCACACAAGUACAACAGGUGGUGGCGGCGGCGGCUACGGAGGUGGCGGUGGCGGCGGCUAUGGAGGUGGACGUCAAGGACCCAGUAUUGUCCGUGCCCAGCUCGUUGGACGCCACACAAGUACAACAGGUGGUGGCGGCGGUGGUGGCGGCUACGGAGGUGGCGGUGGCGGCGGCUACGGAGGUAUACGUCAAGGACCCAGUAUUAUCCGUGCCCAGCUCGUUGGACGCCACACUAGUACAACAGGUGGUGGCGGCGGUGGCUACGGAGGUGGCGGUGGUGGCGGCUACGGAGGUGGACGCCAGGGACCCAGUAUUAUCCGUGCCCAGCUCGUCGGAAGCCACACCAGCACAAGUGGCGGCGGUGGAGGAUAUGGUGGCAGUAUUGGAGGUGGUAGUUUUGGCGGUGGUAGCUUUGGCGGUGGUAGCUUUGGCGGUGGCGGCAUUGGUGGUAGAAGGUAUGGCAGCGGAGGCGGUGGUAAGGGCGGAUGGUAAACAUGCAAAUAUUCACCAUUUGAGUAACGAGUUUCAGCAACAAUACAGUAUUCAUUUAGUUUGUGCAAACUCUUCAGCAAGUUUCCGCACUGGCAUACGUGCUGUUGCUUUCAGAGUCUGGUAAUCAAAUGAUUUUCCAAAUACUUAAAAUCUUAAUUUCAAAAUUUUAGCUAAAAAUGAUAAUGUACUGUAUAGAAAACGUUUGACGAAAGUAAUAAAAAGAGUAUUGUA
Molecule: messenger RNA, 1039 nt
Organism: Procambarus clarkii (red swamp crayfish)
Lineage: Eukaryota; Metazoa; Arthropoda; Malacostraca; Decapoda; Cambaridae
Source: RefSeq, a predicted model, not a curated record